Patiria miniata (bat star) is the source of this 766-nucleotide messenger RNA. RefSeq names its product delta-like protein D. Gene Ontology annotation, biological process: establishment or maintenance of epithelial cell apical/basal polarity; heterophilic cell-cell adhesion. Lineage: Eukaryota; Metazoa; Echinodermata; Asteroidea; Valvatida; Asterinidae. Gene Ontology annotation, cellular component: protein-containing complex; plasma membrane. The record is from RefSeq and is a predicted model, not a curated record. The coding region runs from base 1 to 486 and encodes 161 amino acids. The transcript is spliced from 7 exons.
AUGGAGACAACUCGCUUCGCUUUCUGCAUGCUUCUAGUCAGCCUUGUUGGGCUGACCAACGGACUCAAGGAAACCCUCCAACAUCUUUCACUCCGCAUGUUCGUAACACCUGUGAACUGCACAGGCAAUGGUUUAAUUUCAGGAAAUGGUCUGUGCGACAGCCGUCCCUGCAUGAAUGGCGGUGAGUGCGUGGAUAUGGGAUCGAACUACUUGUGUUAUUGCCCAGAGUAUGUUUACGGAAAUAAUUGUGAAAACGUUCAGCACCAGUGCGAUGGCACUUGUAAGAAUGGUGGCACGUGUUCAGCUACUGGAAUGACUGAUUAUAUCUGUCAAUGCCCGCCAAACGUCGGAGGAGAUCAGUGUCAGUAUGCUCCCUGUCUUGAUAACCCGUGCCUCAAUGGUGGAACCUGUUACGCAGUUGAUCAACAAGACUACUACUGCUCGUGCCCGGCUUACUACGGUGGAAGGAAUUGCGAAGAGUCCUAGACGAUUGGCUGCAGUGAGGAGGAGCAAGUUCACCGGCUUCGCUGUGGUUUUCAAGACGUCUUCAAAACCAACGCUUAACACUUGCUUCUAGUUUAGUGUAAGAAGAACAUUGAAUGAAACAAUUAAUCAAUUUAAUAACAACAAUUUUAAGAAUCGUUUAAAUAAUAGCCAUUUCUAAUCUUGGGGGCAAUUGUAAGUGAAAAAUCUUAGAGGGCCGAGUAUACUCUCUAACUUCCAAAAGGUAACAGUAGGGGCCAGUCGAUAGAUUGAAAUACUCAGA